Molecule: messenger RNA, 291 nt
Organism: Vigna radiata var. radiata (mung bean)
Lineage: Eukaryota; Viridiplantae; Streptophyta; Magnoliopsida; Fabales; Fabaceae
Product: glycine-rich protein 5-like
Exons: 2
Coding region: 1-291 (96 amino acids)
Source: RefSeq, a predicted model, not a curated record
AUGGUUUGCAACCCAACUAUAAAAGUGCACCUUAAAUCACGAGAGGAUGGGUUGAAAUCUCCAUCAAAUUUGGGAGCUGAGGCUGGGGCUGGGGCUGGGGUUGGGCUGGGCUGGGGCUGUGGUGGGGCUGGGGCUGGGGCUGGGACUGGGACUGGAGCUGGACUGGGGUUGGGAUGGGGUUGGGGUUGGGCUGGGGCUGGGACUGGGGCUGGGGUGAGGCUAAGGCUGGGCUGGGACUGGGGCUGGGGUCAGGCUAAGGCUGGGCUGGGACUGGGGCUGGGGUCAGGCUAA